CAACAACUCCUGCCUGGAGCGCGACGCGGGGAAGCAUUGUAGUUGGAAUCCUUCACACAGCUCUCUGCUUCACCCGCAAAAAUUCUUCGAUUUGAGCAACUGCUACCUGAAUAUCGUAUUCAAAAUCACCAACGUCGCCAUGGAAGUAGCGGAUCAGCUUAACUCGCCGCUGUUUAGUCUACCUCUCGAGAUUCGGACUCGAAUCUACGACUUCUACCUUGCCUUCGACGACCGGGACUUCGGGUACACCAAACGUCCCCUUUUCGUCUACCUCGACAACGGCGAAUAUUCGAAGGGGCUUCCCUCCUUGAUGCUGGCAUGCAAGCGAUCAUACCAAGAGAUGCGCACGCAGGUCCACCACGAAUCCAUUCUGCGAGUGCUGAUGUCGCAAUGGAGCCCUCGCAUCGGCUUUGCAGUCCACGGCAAUCUCCGGUAUGACCGGCUGCACAAGCUCUACCUGAUCGUAUCCAUGGAACACCCCUACUGGAAUCGGUGGCUGGGGUUCUUUGAAGAGAUCUCCCACCGGAUCUCGGGACUGAGGGAGCUCGUCGUCGACUGGGAGCCCAGGCAGUUUAAUCUUUCGGGAAGAGAAGCUGCCUUGCACGAGAAGAAGGAGAACCACUUCUUGCGGCUCGUGGGAGGGCUGAAGGAGCUGCGGUUGAUUCGGCUGUAUGGAGACAUUCCGCCUCAUUGGACCAAGAAACUUGAGGAGAUGACCGCCGCGCGCAUCAUCUCUUUUAAACUCAGAUGGUGGAAGGAGCCUGGAAGGGACUGGUGAGCGCUCGGACUUGGGGACUGGCGCUUCGUCCGCGCGUCCCGCAUCGGGGAAUUUGCCCACCACUGUCGGCCAGACACGACGCCCGUACAGCUCU
Phialemonium atrogriseum is the source of this 872-nucleotide messenger RNA. RefSeq lists its product as uncharacterized. The transcript has a single exon. The record is from RefSeq and is a predicted model, not a curated record. The coding region runs from base 140 to 778 and encodes 212 amino acids. NCBI's taxonomy places the organism in Eukaryota, Fungi, Ascomycota, Sordariomycetes, Cephalothecales, Cephalothecaceae.